GGCGAAAGCAAGAAAUCGUGGCAAGCAGACAUUCGGCCUUCAACGAUUUGUCGGCUACGAAACGUGACGUUUCGUGGGUUCCGACGGUAGCAAUGUGGUGAGCCAGCCUUUCUGAAAUGCAUUUAUCGUACAGUUUCAGGAAAUGUUAAUGCAGCCCUACGAAGCCUUUCAAGAAGUCCAAUGCCAACAGCAAGAUUGCCGUCGUCUGAAGCGCCGUGCGUGUGCCGCUGUGUCGAGCUAAUCAGUCGUGUCCCCGCGUCACGCAAGGUGGGACUCAUUCAUUCAUUCGUUGACCGGCUGGAACUUCGAUAAAGGCACGAUGUGCUAGCGACAAACAUGAAACUGCAAGCGAAUGGCGCGUCCAAAAACGGCCAACCCCAGCAGCACCCACCGCAUUACUACCCUGAACUGCCGACAGAGGUUGAGGAGCGACUAGAGAAGCUCUUCAGAAAGUUAGACGUCAACGAAGAUGGUCGAAUUGACAUCAAUGAUCUUACCACUGGCUUGCGCAAACUGGGACUGCCGCAUUCACCUGGAAGUGUAGAGAAGUUCAUAACGGUAUCAGACACUGGAAAGGAUGGCACUGUGGAUUUUGCAGAGUUUGUGCACUACAUCAUUGAACACGAAAAGAAUUUGAUGGUGGUUUUUAAAAGCCUUGAUGCAAACAGUGAUGGCUCACUCGAUGCAAAUGAGAUCAGGACAUCGUUCCAGAAGCUUGGAAUUCAAAUUGAUUAUGAUGAAGCCAUGCGACUCCUUAAACGAAUGGACAAGGACGGCUCUCUGACCAUUAACUUUGAAGAAUGGCGUGACUAUCUGCUCUUUCACCCUAGCUCAGAAAUUCACGAUAUAAUUCAUCACUGGAGACAUGCUACAUUUGUAGAUCUCGGGGAAGACUCGUUGGUGCCAGACGACUUCACUGAGGAAGAGAUACACACAGGCAUGUGGUGGCGCCAUUUGGUCGCUGGGGGAGUUGCUGGCGCAGUGUCCCGAACAUGUACUGCCCCUCUAGACCGCCUCAAAGUCUUUCUCCAGGUUCGAGGUAACGAGUUCCAGUCUAUCCAACAGUGCUUACGGCAUAUGUUGCAAGAAGGGGGCAUGCAGUCCCUGUGGCGCGGCAAUGGCAUCAAUGUUAUCAAGAUAGCUCCUGAAAGUGCACUCAAGUUUCUUGCCUACGAAAAGGCAAAGCGGCUUAUCAAGGGCGACUCAAACCGUGAUCUGGGUAUCUUUGAACGUUUUUUUGCGGGUUCCCUUGCUGGCAGCAUCGCCCAAACAAGUAUCUACCCCAUGGAGGUGCUGAAAACCCGUUUGGCAUUACGCAAGACUGGCCAGUACAAGGGAAUAGUAGAUGCAGCCUGCCAGAUCUACCAGAAAGAAGGCUUGCGCAGCUUCUACAAGGGCUACCUACCAAACCUCCUCGGCAUCAUUCCCUAUGCUGGCAUUGACCUUGCCAUCUAUGAGACGCUCAAGAAGCUGUACUUACGCCGGCAUGACUUGACAGAUGAUCCUGGCAUCCUUGUGCUUCUAGGCUGUGGCACUGUGAGCAGCUCCUGUGGGCAAAUUGCCAGCUAUCCAUUGGCCCUUGUUAGGACGCGGCUGCAAGCACAAGAUGGAAAACACGAGCGGGCCUCCAUGAUUGGACUCAUCAAAGGCAUCGUCCGCACUGAAGGCUUCAGUGGCCUUUAUCGUGGCAUCACUCCAAACUUCAUGAAAGUGGCUCCUGCUGUCAGCAUUAGCUAUGUUGUUUAUGAACACUCACGUAGAGCCUUGGGUGUCACCAUGACAUGAGAACUUAUCUUCAUUUAGAGAUAUUUUGAAGCAGAUUGUGUCUUUUCAAUUUUGCUGCCAAUCUGCUUGGAGCAGAGUUGUCUGUGCUUAAAAUGCAGCUAUCGUACUAGCAAAAAGAUUGCGGUGCUUAUCAUACAGUUUUUAUUUGAUUUGUACAAUGUGGCUUGUUAUCUAUUAGUGGCUGUGUGCUUGUUUCUUUAGACCACGUAAUUCUCCAGGGCAAAGGGUGGCUUUUGUGGCAGUUGGAAAUUUCCAGCAACUUCGUGCAUUGCUAAUGUUGCACCCAAAGUCAUGUAACUUCUUCCUGCCAUCCUUGCAAGCAUGCUGCACGUAAAGCGGCCUGCACAGAGCGAGAGAAUCCCAUGUUGCUUUGGUCAGGCUUGCCCAUUAUUUAGGAAUAUUGUGAAGGGAAGCACACGAGGGGCGCAUAGUGAAGGUUCGUGCAGCCUUUGCAUAUAUACAUAUAUUGCCAAUUUCACCUAUUACUAGGUAUGCAUUGAUGUACUCUUGUUGAACCGGUGAUCUUGAUUUUAAUGAGGUGCCCUGUCUUGGCAAGCUUGUUAUUUCAUCGUAAAGUUAAGACUUGUGCUUAACAGCUAUAGAGGUACCGUUGACUAGCUGCCUCCCCCCUUUUUAUUUUACUUCUGCCACAUGCAAGGCUAAGCUAUGAUGCACAUCACUGUGAUAAUGUAAGGGUCUGCAUCCAAGCUUGCACCAGUACAGUUGUUCAUGUUUUUUCGAGCUUUCGCAUACUGCUGUCGAUGCAGGGCAAAUAUCUGCAGGUGUGAAAUAUGUAGUUUGAUUCUGUACAUACAAUCUUUAUUUUGUCUGUUCUAUUGAACUGUCAGAGAGAACUGCAAGCAGAUGUUGCAUGUCUGGGCAGUUGUACAUCCCCGAGGGUCCUAUAUUUCUCUAGAGAUUAUCAAAGUUAGUUUGGGCAUUUGCGAAGUAUGGUUAAUUUUGAUGCUGCAGAAGCUAUAUUAUUUAUUUUUGAGCUGUGUACAGCCUAGCCUCAAGUCUGUCCAAGACUGAAUAUUGCUAAUACCUAGACUAUGGCAAGACAUUGCCCCCUUCAUACUUUGCAAUGCCUGAGUGCACUAUAGCGUGAAAGUAUGCUCUUGCAUGGUAAUAUUUCUCUAUAAGUGAACGACUUUUUGAUGCUACAGCUGCUCUACUGAAGUCACCUUUCAAUCUUGAAUGUUCUCUGUUAUUCAUUCCAGAACUGUCUCAGUGCUGCUACUAAGACGAAGAAAAUAAUUAUUGAAUUCCAAAUUUGGAAACUGCACUGAUAUUUCUCUUCCACUUUGCAUGCACCUUCAUCAAGACAAUGCUUGGCUGUAUGAGCUCAUUUCCUUAACAGGCUUGUGGCAUUCUUGCCAAGUGUUGCCAGUUCUAUGAACUAUGAACUUUCAUCAUUUUUCUAGAUCACUGUACAUUUCAGUAAUGAAUAAAGGUACUUCAUUUCUCUUUUGAACAA
Molecule: messenger RNA, 3262 nt
Organism: Dermacentor silvarum
Lineage: Eukaryota; Metazoa; Arthropoda; Arachnida; Ixodida; Ixodidae
Product: calcium-binding mitochondrial carrier protein SCaMC-2-B-like
Exons: 10
Coding region: 337-1785 (482 amino acids)
Biological process (GO): transmembrane transport
Cellular component (GO): mitochondrial inner membrane
Molecular function (GO): calcium ion binding; ATP transmembrane transporter activity
Source: RefSeq, a predicted model, not a curated record